Molecule: messenger RNA, 2793 nt
Organism: Oryzias melastigma (Indian medaka)
Lineage: Eukaryota; Metazoa; Chordata; Actinopteri; Beloniformes; Adrianichthyidae
Gene: tacc3
Product: transforming, acidic coiled-coil containing protein 3
Exons: 17
Coding region: 177-2672 (831 amino acids)
Biological process (GO): cerebral cortex development; cell population proliferation; mitotic spindle organization
Cellular component (GO): cytoplasm
Source: RefSeq, a predicted model, not a curated record
UUUGUUUGAAUACUUUAAGCCACGUUAUUGGUGGAUUCUGAGACCUUUCAAUUCCAAACGGUUGAAGCCUAGAAAAAGCUGGUGAGGGUUUUUCCAAAGCAAAUCUAGACAGGUCAACAACUGAAUGCCUGCGCAAAAGAUAUUACAACUUUAAGAAGCAGCCUUUUAUUGUGAGGAUGAGUUUCUCUGAAGUAAAUGAUGAGAACUGCGGGGUCAUCCCAGGGGGGAAACUUAACAACUUGAAUCAAGACAUAUUUGCUCUUGAUCAACCUACCGGGAGACCUUCUAUCCUGCGUCAGACUGAGAAUCUGCCCAACAAGGCUCUGCCAAAGGGGGUGAAGGUUUGUUUUCAGACUCCACGAAGAGACCCGGUAACCAAAAGAAUUCUGUCUCCUAGCAAAUGUGCUGCCAUGUCAAAUGUUGAUGAGUCCUUAAAUCUGGAUAAGUCAGAUACAUUAUCAGUGGAACGUGCUGUGGAGCCACCGCAAGAGCUGUCGCCUUUUCCUGAUGACGACAUGCCCAUUCAGAGCAAAGGCGGCUACCAGUUGGAUUAUGACAACCUAGAUGCGAUGAAUCCAUUCCAGGGGUCUAACAGGAUCCUCCUCUCCCCUGCAAAGCCUGCUGUGGACCAUCCACCUGAGCCUCCUGAGAAUACCCCAGAGGAGCCUGGUGUCGAAGAUCUGAGACAAGAUGACACACUUCCUUUCAUACCAUCUGUGGAUAACUCCCUCGCCGAUGUCAACAUCAGCUCCACAGACAGCAGUGUGGUCAUAGUGACUGUGAACAAGACGGCUGGAGAACAGGAUUCCUCCACGGCCUCGUUUGUUGAAGAACAACCUGCUGACGUGCCUGCAAACACCGAUCUGAGCAAAUCAGGGAACACUUUUGAAGAGGAUGCUCCACUUCCAGCCAAAGGUUCUUAUAAUUUGGAUUUUGAAAACCUUGACGCUAUCAACCCUUUCCAGAUCGGGGGUUCUAAGAUUCAGAAUUCACCCGUUCUUGAGAAAAAGAUGCCAGACGAUCGUGUUCCUGCAGAAACAAACAAACCCUCAGCCGUGGUUCCCCAAGAGCCAGCUGUCCAUCUUGAAGCAAAACCCAUAGCUGCAGUGGCUCCUGUAUCCGCCAAUACAGCCAAGCCAUCACUACCUGCAUCUGAGCCCGCCAAUGCUCCAGUCAAAGAAGGAGCCAUCAAACUUGAGUUUAGUUUUGGGGAUAGCAGCGAGGUUAAACCGAAACCUCCAAAGAAGUUUGGCAAAAGGCCUUCUGGUGUCAAACCUAAAGAGAAAAAGCAAACAGCAGCUGGCCCCAAACCAGCAAACCAUGCUCCUCUAGCAGCUGAUGCUGCUGAUGCUCCACCUCCCAAAGGUUCUUACUCCUUCGACUUUGAAAAGUUCGAUGAUCCAAACUUCAAUCCUUUUGGUACAAAAGUAAAUAUCAGCAAUUCUUCAGAGAGCAGCAAGGAAAUAAGUCCUGUGCUUAAAGAAUCCUCUCUUCCGGAGCAAACCAACAAUCCAGAGGAAAACAAGUCUCCAUCAUCAGAGAGUGCUGGAGAAGCUUUGUUAUCCUCUGGAGCUUGUCCCGAAGAGAAACCUGAAGGUGAAAGUGAGCAGCAUGCUCUGCAGGUUCCUGAGCUGACUCCACCUGUACAAACGCCUCAAACAAACAUGUUGGACUUCAAUGAUGAGUUUGUCCCUGGAGCUAUGUUCACUGCUAAUGACUUCGAUGGGCAGAUCGACUACCUUGAACAGUUUGGAUCCAACAAUUUUAAGGAGUCUGCACUCAGGAAACAAUCUUUGUACCUGAAGUUUGAUCCUUUACUGAGAGACAGUCCGAAGAAGUCUGCAGGUCCUGCUGCUUCCAUGCAUCUUCCUCCCCCUCCUGCCUUUGCCUCACGGCUUGAAAGUCAUUUGGCUAAAGAGGAGCUGGUAGCUGUCCCUCCAAAUGACAACUGUAAACUGCUGGGGGAUGCUGCAGCCUCAACUCCCGUCCUCGAGAGCAUCAUCCCUCCUUUCCCACAGCCCGCGACCACGGAAGAGGCCAUCAUUGAAGUUCUGAAGUACAGUCAGAAGGACAUGGAUGCAGCCAUUGCCAAAGUGCAGGCAGAGGCAAAAGAAACUGAGCAGCAAUGGAGCGACAAGUAUGACAAGCUCCAGGAGGAUGGUCAAAAAAUGAGGAAGAUAAUUGCAGAAUUUGAACUAGUCAUUGCAAAAACGAUGGCUGAUCAAGAGAAGGAGAACAAAGUGGCUGAGGAAAAACUCAACAAUGCUCUGCAAGAGAAAGAGCAAGUUUCCAGUGAGCUGAACACCAUGGAAAAGUCAUUUGCAGAGCUUUUCAAGAGACUGGAGAAGUACAAGGAAAUGGUGGAGGGUUACAAAAAGAAUGAAGAGACACUGAAGACUCGUGCACAGGACUACCUGGAAAGGAUUAAAAAGGAGGAGCAGCGCUACCAGAUCCUCAAAGCUCACGCUGAGGGGAAAAUUGGCCAAGCAAAUGAAGAAAUUGCUGAGGUACGAUCGAAAUACAAGGCAGAGUUAUCUGCUCUUCAAGCACAGCUACGCCGCGAGCAGCUGAAGGUUCAGUCUCUGGAGAAAAGUCUGGAUCAGAAAGAAAAGGAGGCUCAGGAGCUCACAAAACUCUGUGAUGAACUGAUCUCUAAAGUUCAAAAGGGCUGAGUUUACUUGUAAAUACUGUAUUUUUGUGUUCAUGUCAUUUUUUUGUGUAGUGUAUUUGUUUGUCAGUGUUCUGAUGAAUCUGUUUAACAAAAAACACAAUAAAGAUAAUUUUACAACUUUU